Molecule: messenger RNA, 3018 nt
Organism: Colletotrichum chrysophilum
Lineage: Eukaryota; Fungi; Ascomycota; Sordariomycetes; Glomerellales; Glomerellaceae
Gene: CYM1
Product: Mitochondrial presequence protease
Exons: 2
Coding region: 1-3018 (1005 amino acids)
Biological process (GO): protein processing
Cellular component (GO): mitochondrial matrix
Molecular function (GO): metal ion binding
Source: RefSeq, a predicted model, not a curated record
AUGUUGCGCAACGCCGUCAACACGGCCAAGAAGGCCGUCACUGAGCUUUCCCAGUAUCCCAAGCCUGGUGACAAGCUUCACGGCUUCACCCUCGUGCGCACCAAGCAUGUGCCCGAACUGGAGUUGACGGCACUACACCUCCAGCACGACAAGACCGGCGCUGAUUACCUGCACAUUGCCCGCGACGACAGCAACAAUGUCUUUUCCAUCGGCUUCAAGACCAACCCUCCUGACGACACUGGUGUGCCCCAUAUCUUGGAGCACACCACCUUGUGCGGCAGCCAGAGGUAUCCCAUUCGUGACCCCUUCUUCAAGAUGCUGCCCCGCACCCUGUCCAACUUCAUGAACGCCUUCACAGCAUCCGAUCACACAUUCUACCCCUUUGCGACGACGAACGCGCAGGACUUCAAGAACCUGAUGUCGGUAUACAUGGAUGCAACUUUGCAUCCUCUGUUGAAGGAGUCCGACUACACUCAGGAGGGCUGGCGUAUUGGGCCCGAGAACCCUCAAGCGGCGAAUGGCGAGGAAAGUGACCUUGUCUUCAAGGGCGUCGUCUACAACGAGAUGAAGGGCCAGAUGUCCGACGCUGGCUACUUGUUCUACAUUCGGUUCCAGGACCAUAUUUUCCCUGACAUCAACAACUCCGGCGGCGAUCCCCAAAAAAUUACCGACUUGACCUACGAGCAGCUGCGCAAGUUCCAUGCUGAACACUACCACCCCAGCAACGCAAAGCUGUUCACCUACGGAGACAUGCCUUUGGCUGAUCAUCUUCAGGAGGUCAAUGCACAGCUCAGCGCCUUCGAGAGGAUACAGGAGGAUGCCACAAUUCACCAGCCUAUCAGCCUGACCUCUGGCCCUAGGGAGGUCACUGUUCACGGCCCCCUCGAUCCUCUGGUGGACCCCGACAGACAGUUCAAGACGUCUGUCUCAUGGAUUAUGGGAGACACCACCGAUGUUGUCGAGUCUUUUUCUCUGGCGUUGCUCUCCACUCUUCUCAUGGACGGAUACGGAUCGCCCCUGUACCGCGGCCUGAUCGAGGCUGGUUUGGGAACUGAUUUCAGUCCCAAUGCCGGCUACGAUAGCUCGGCGAAGUUGGGAAUAUUCUCAGUCGGUCUGACGGGUGUUCAGGAGGCUGAUGUACCUAAGCUCAAGGCGGAGUUGCAGCGUAUCCUUCGCGAGACCCGUGAAAAGGGGUUCGAUAGGACCAAGAUUGACGGAUCUCUCCAUCAACUGGAGCUGGCUUUGAAGCACAAGACCGCCAACUUCGGCAUGUCCAUGCUUCAUAGGCUCAAGCCCAAGUGGUUCACCGGUGUCGAUCCCUUCGACUCUCUUGCGUGGAACGAUACCAUCUCCGCCUUUGAGACCAAGCUUGCGAAGGGUGGCUACUUGGAGAGCUUGAUUGACAAGUACUUGCUGAAUGACAACACUCUGUCUUUCACCAUGGCGCCGUCAACCACCUUCAGCGAGGACCUAGCACGCGAAGAGAAGGAGAGGUUGACUUCCAAGAUCCAGCAGGCGUCCGAAGAAGCCGGCGGCGAUGCUGCAGCUCGCAAGAAGUUCGAGGAGCGCGAGCUCAACCUUCUGGUCGAGCAAGGCAAGUCAAACACGGAGGACCUUAGCUGCCUUCCCACAGUCCAUGUCAAGGACAUUCCUCGCAGCAAGGGGCCCGUGGUUGUGCGCGAUGAGACGGCCAACGGUGUCAAGAUUCAGUGGCGGGAGGCUCCCACAAAUGGCUUGACGUACUUCCGAGCCAUCAACACGCUGGAAAACCUUCCUGAUGAACUAAGAGAGCUGAUCCCGCUGUUCUCCGAUAGCAUCAUGCGACUCGGCACGAGGGAUAUGUCUAUGGAGCAACUCGAGGAUUUGAUCAAGUUGAAGACCGGAGGUGUGUCUGUAGGCUACCACUCUACACCUUCACCAACCGACUUCCAUCAAGCUAGCGAAGGUCUGAUCUUUACUGGCAUGGCCCUGGACAGAAAUGUGCCUGUCAUGUUCGACAUAUUGCGCAAGCUUGUGCAGGACACAGAUUUCGAUAGCCCAGAGGCCGCCCAACGCAUCAGGCAAUUGCUUCAAGCAUCCGCCGACGGCGUUGUUAACGAUAUUGCCUCAUCUGGACACCAGUACGCCCGCGGCUUUGCGGAGGCCGGGCUCACCCGUAGCGCGUGGCUCAGACAGCAGAUCGGCGGUCUCUCUCAGGUUAAGCUUGUGACAUCGCUUGCCAACCGGCCUGAAUCAGACGGUCUGGUGGAUGUCAUUGACAAGCUCAAACAGAUCCAGAAAAUCGCGCUCUCUGGAGGAAACUUCCGCACGGCAUUGACUUGCGGGUCCGAGAGCACGGGCGCCAACUUGAGUGCCCUUACUAGCUUCAUGUCAACACUCUCCAAAGACCAGCCUUCGCUGUCACCUUCCAAGCCUGCUUCGCUGCAGAGGAACAUCAAGUCAUUCUUCCCGUUGCCGUACCAGGUGUACUAUGGUUCUCUGGCGGUUCCCACCGUUUCCUACACGUCGCCGGACGGUGCACCGUUACAGAUCCUGGCGCAGCUACUCACACACAAGCACCUCCAUCACGAAAUUCGCGAGAAGGGCGGUGCAUACGGGGGCGGAGCUUACUCCCGCGGUCUGGACGGCCUUUUCGGCUUCUACUCCUACCGCGAUCCUAACCCCCAGAACACCUUGUCGAUCAUGCGCAAUGCUGGCCAGUGGGCGAGGGACAAGGAGUGGACGGAUCGCGAUCUCGAAGAGGCCAAAAUUUCGGUGUUCCAAGGUGUGGACGCUCCGCAAUCGGUCAACUCUGAGGGCAUGGGUCGCUUCUUGUCUGGCAUCACAGAAGAGAUGAAGCAGAAGCGUCGCGAGCAGCUUCUUGACGUCUCCAAAGACCAAGUGCGCGACGUUGCACAGCAGUACAUCGUUGAGGCUCUGAAGAAGGAGGAGGAACGGGUAGCCUUCUUAGGUGAGAAGCGCCCUUGGGUAGACGGCACUUGGUCUAUCAACGAGAUGGACAUUAACGGCGCGAAAUAA